AACCAACUCUUUCGCACCCACGUGUCACCAGAGAGUUUUUUUGGUAAACUAUUAUUCUUGGCUUCUCGUUCUCUCUCCUCUUCCUCCAAUGGCGACGACUUCCAGCUACGGGCCCGACGGCGUCCACCGGUCCCUCCGGCCCCCCAUCGCCUUCCCCUCCGACCCGGACCUUUCCAUGGUCCCCUUCCUCUUCCGCCGCACCGCCGCAUUCCCCGAUCGCCUCGCCCUCGCCGACGCCGACUCCGGCCGCUCCCUCACCUUCCUCCAGCUCCGCUCCGCCGUCUCCUCCACCGCCGUCGGCCUCGCCUCCCUCGGCAUAUCCAAGGGAGACGUCGUCCUCAUCUUCUCCCCCAACUCCCUCCACUUCCCUGUCUGCUUCCUCGCCGUCCUCUCCCUCGGCGCCAUCGCCACCACCGUCAACCCCCUCUACACCGUCGCCGAGCUCUCCAAGCAGGCCAAGGACUCCAAUCCCAAGCUAGUCAUCACCGUCCCUGAGCUCUGGCACAAGGUCGCCCCCCUCGGCCUCCCCGCCGUCAUCCUCGGCCCCAAAGACUCGCCAUUAUCCCCCUCCACCCACCUCCCCAUCACCUACUUCUCCGAACUGAUCGCCGGGCACACGAAUCCAGACUUCACACCGCCUCCGGUCCGGCAGACGGAUGUCGCGGCGCUCCUUUACUCUUCCGGCACCAGCGGCGCGAGCAAGGGGGUCAUCCUGACACACAGGAACUUCAUCUGCACUGCUCUCAUGGUGACCGCCGACCAGGAGCAGAAUGGCGAGCCGCCAGCCACAUUCCUCUGCUUCCUACCGAUGUUUCAUAUUUUCGGGCUCUCGGUGAUCACCUACGCCCAGCUGACGCGAGGGAACACUGUGGUGUCCAUGGGGAAGUUCGAUUUUGAGAUGGUGCUGAGGUCCAUCGAGAAGUACAGGGUGAGCCAUUUGUUCUGCGUGCCGCCGGUUAUGAUCGCGCUGGCGAAGCAGGGGAAGAUGGGGAAGUUUGAUCUUAGCUCGUUGAGGUUUAUUUGUUCGGGUGCUGCUCCUCUGGGGAAGGAUGUGAUGACGGAGGUCUCCAAAAAUUUUCCUGAUAGAGAAGUUAUACAGGGAUAUGGUAUGACAGAGACUUGUGGAAUCAUAUCACGGGAGUUUCCUCUUAAGGCAGAGGCUCGCCAGUUUGGUUCAACAGGAAUGCUUGUCCCAGGAGUCGAAGGUAAAGUUGUAAGCGUAGACAAACUGAAGUCUCUUCCACCUAAUCAACUAGGGGAGCUCUGUUUCUGGGGACCAAACAUAAUGCAAGGUUAUUUGAACAAUCCACAAGCCACUAAAUUGACUUUGGAUGAGCAAGGGUGGUUACAUACAGGUGAUAUUGGGUAUAUUGACGAAAAAGGACAAGUAUAUGUCGUUGAUCGAAUAAAAGAGCUCAUUAAAUACAAAGGACUUCAGGUUGCACCUGCUGAGCUUGAAGGGUUGCUUCUUUCUCAUUCUGAGAUACUUGAUGCAGCUGUCAUCCCAUUUCCCAAUGCUGAAGCUGGUGAGGUUCCUAUUGCUUUCGUGGUUCGGUCUCCUAACAGUUCACUGACUGAAGAGGAUGUCCAGAAAUUUAUUGCAGAGCAGGUUGCACCUUUCAAGAGAUUGAGAAGAGUUACUUUUGUGAACAGCGUGCCAAAAUCUGCUUCUGGAAAAAUUCUAAGAAGGGUGCUUAUCGAGAAAGUAAGAUCGAAACUAUAGAAAGUCUAAUAUCCCCCCUCCAAACAUUUCUUGGAUGGUCCUAUACUGAUUACUGAAAUGCCAUUAAGGUAAUCAAGGUAUAUAAGCUGUCGCUUUACAUUAUCCAUUCUAUCUUUUUCAAAUUUUAUUUCCACGUAGGGGAAUAAGUGAAGCCUUGGAACGUUGCCCUGGAAUCAAACUUACGUGAAAUAUUGUAAUAUUAGUUGACUAAACUUUGCAUUCCUGAAUAUACUGAGAAUUUUAGAAGCAGUUGAUA
This is a messenger RNA of Phoenix dactylifera (date palm), 1979 nucleotides long. Its product is annotated as AMP-dependent synthetase and ligase family protein. Gene Ontology annotation, molecular function: CoA-ligase activity. NCBI's taxonomy places the organism in Eukaryota, Viridiplantae, Streptophyta, Magnoliopsida, Arecales, Arecaceae. The record is from RefSeq and is a predicted model, not a curated record.